UGGCCCUGCCACUAUGGAGUCUUUUGUAAAGGGCCGUUUAAUCUCUCUGCCGGCCUGAGGUGGGGAUUGAUCAGAGCUGGGCUUCCAGACUCAGACAGGGGAUCACCAGGUCCCUUUCUGCUCCCAGGCUCUAGGUGGCUGCCUUGGCCACCUAACAGAUUUCUCUCUGCAUUUCCUUAUCUGCCGUCAAGCUCUUUGUUGAAUGGAUGUCACAUAAACAUCUGGAUGCCAGUGGAAAACACAAAAAAAUAAAUUUGUGAAGAAUUCCGGUCCAAUUUAAUUUUGCGAUGAAGUGUCUCUUAAGAGAUAAUUUGGUAGCUUUUCAACAUAUUCUGAUUUUGGUUUAUCUUUUCUUUUUCCACCUCUCAGUUAGCUGAAAUAUUUGCCAUUCUGUGUUACAGGCCAUGUAUGUCACUCCCAUGAUGUUGUGUAGACUUCUACCAAGUGUUAGCCACUCCUGGGUGCAUCGAAGGUGGCUGAGAAAAUUUGACAUGACCCCAAGAAUGCUGGCUUUACACUGGCAGAAAGUAUUCGAAGCUCACAAGAUCCCCGAGGCACGCGAAUCCAGUGAGAUUCUCAUUUCACAUGCGUUGGGAGCCAAGACAUUUCACAGUAUUCCUCCUUCCGUGUCACGGUGUCCUGUCUCUGCCGAUCAACUGGAACAUGUAGAGAGCAUGGGACAACAGCGUUUGCAAAGGGUCCCAGUCCAGUAUAUUAUUAAGGAGUGGGAUUUUUUGGAUAUGACUUUACAGAUGAGGCCACCAGUAUUUAUCCCACGACCUGAGACAGAGGAACUGGUGGGCCUAGUACUUGCUGACAGCCAGGGACUGCUGUCUUCCACAGAACCCCGAAUUCUUGAAGUGGGGUGCGGUUCAGGGGCUGUAUCUUUGGCCUUACAACGGAGUCUGCCACAGGCUUGUGUUGUGGCAAUAGAUAAAACAGAAGAGGCUGUGAAUCUCACGCGGAAUAAUGCAGAAAGAUAUGGACUCCAGAACAAAAUCCAAGUAUUGCAGCAUGAUAUCUUGUUCGAUCCCCCAGAACGUCUUCUGACAUGGGGUCCAAUAGAUGUCAUAGUCAGCAACCCACCUUAUAUAUUCACUGCUGAUAUGUCAAUGCUGGAUCCAGAGAUCUCCAGGUACGAAGAUCACAAUGCAUUGGAUGGAGGACAUGAUGGAAUGGAUGUUAUUAAGGGGAUCCUGCAUCUUGCAACAUGCCUCCUGAAGCAUAAUGGGGAUGUGUUUCUCGAAGGAGAUCCCCGUCAUCCUCAUAUGAUUUCCCAUUGGCUGAAAACCACUCACAGUGUUCAGCUGAGGCUAAUCAGCAUUUUCCAAGACUUUUGUAAAAAGCCAAGGUUUGUACACCUGCGUAAAAGUUGAAGCUGCAACCACAUCCUGUGACCUCAAAG
Messenger RNA from Pelobates fuscus (common spadefoot toad), 1405 nucleotides. RefSeq names its product HemK methyltransferase family member 1 (gene HEMK1). Gene Ontology annotation, biological process: protein methylation. Lineage: Eukaryota; Metazoa; Chordata; Amphibia; Anura; Pelobatidae. Gene Ontology annotation, cellular component: mitochondrion. Gene Ontology annotation, molecular function: nucleic acid binding; protein methyltransferase activity. Bases 405 to 1376 code for a protein of 323 amino acids. The transcript has 11 exons. The record is from RefSeq and is a predicted model, not a curated record.